AUGGCUGCCAUUGCACAAGGGCACAAGGUCCAUCCAGACGGUCGGACGUGGAAGAGUCAUUUUCCUAAGGGUGAUCUCUGGGUAUUUGGUUAUGGGAGUUUGAUUUGGAAACCGCCUCCACAUUAUGACCAGCGCGUACCGGGCUAUAUUAGUGGCUACGUACGGCGUUUCUGGCAGGCCAGUACCGAUCACCGCGGCACCCCCGAGCAACCAGGUCGAGUAGUCACCGUAAUUGAGCGAACCUUCUGGGAGACUCUGGACGACCCGCUCGCUCACCUAGAAUCCGAAUUAUCCUCCACAGGCAAAGUCUGGGGCGCUGCAUACCACAUCCCAGCAUCCCACGCCGAAGAAGUCCACGACUACCUCGACGAGCGGGAGAUUGACGGGUACAGCGCGCACUACACGCCCUUCCACCCGACAGUUGAUGUCUCAGGAGCUAGCGACUCGACUGGGUCCUCUCCAAUCAUCUGCAUGGUCUACAUCGGCCAGCCGACUAACCCGCAGUUCCUGCGUGACGCAGCUCAUCGCGAGCCGCAGCAUGUGGCGCAGGUUAUUAGUGCUGGGCAUGGGUUGAGUGGGAAGGGUUCUGAGUAUUUGUUCAUGCUGGAGAAGGGUCUUGAGGGUCUUGGGCUUGGGACAGCGGAUGUUCAUGUCACGGAUUUGGUUAAGAGGGUUAAGGCUAUUGAGGCUGAGCUUGCGGAGGCGGAGGAGGAGGAGGCUGAACUUAAGGUUACUAGGUCUUUGGAGGUCCCGGCUGAAGAGGUUGAUCGUGAUGGCCGUGAGACGAUUGAAUGA
Molecule: messenger RNA, 795 nt
Organism: Penicillium mononematosum
Lineage: Eukaryota; Fungi; Ascomycota; Eurotiomycetes; Eurotiales; Aspergillaceae
Product: gamma-glutamylcyclotransferase
Exons: 6
Coding region: 1-795 (264 amino acids)
Biological process (GO): glutathione catabolic process
Cellular component (GO): cytoplasm
Molecular function (GO): gamma-glutamylcyclotransferase activity; glutathione specific gamma-glutamylcyclotransferase activity
Source: RefSeq, a predicted model, not a curated record